Molecule: messenger RNA, 582 nt
Organism: Naumovozyma dairenensis CBS 421
Lineage: Eukaryota; Fungi; Ascomycota; Saccharomycetes; Saccharomycetales; Saccharomycetaceae
Gene: ABF2
Product: DNA-binding protein ABF2
Exons: 1
Coding region: 1-582 (193 amino acids)
Source: RefSeq, a predicted model, not a curated record
AUGUUUAGACCAAUCUUACCUCGUUCAAUUCACAACCCUUUAAACUUUUCUACAAGAUCUGCUGUAUCUGCCAGACUGUUUUCUUCAUCAAUCAUUGUUUCUGAAAAGCAAUUGACAAGAAAUCAAUUGAAAAACCAAUUGAAAAAAGACAAUGGUGUGAAAAGACCAAUGUCUGCAUAUCUUAUCUAUUAUACUUCGGUGAAAGAUGAAUUGAUUGCUAAUAGUCCAGCAAAGAGUCAAAUGAAGAUAUUAGCUCAAACAGCUUCUGAAAAUUGGAAAAAUUUAUCAGCUGAAGAAAAAGUGCCAUUUGAAAAAGAGGCUGAAAAGCAAAAGGAAAACUAUCGUUCCGUAUUAAAAGAAAUUGAAAAUCAAUUGCCCCCAAAGAAACCAACACCUGCUUAUAUAACAUUUGCUCAAGAUAUUAGAGAAUCAAUCGUAAAUGAGGACCCAACUUUGACUUUCAACGAAGUGAGUAAAAUUACUAGUGAAAAAUGGCAACAAUUGGAUCAAACUGAAAAGGAUAAGUAUUUGAACGAUUAUAAAGAAAAUUUAAAGAAAUGGGAAUCGAAAAAUAAAGCUUGA